This is a messenger RNA of Porites evermanni, 6086 nucleotides long. Lineage: Eukaryota; Metazoa; Cnidaria; Anthozoa; Scleractinia; Poritidae. The record is from the annotation of a GenBank genome assembly.
AUUGUGUAACAAGUUAGGAAAACAUAAAAGACCUUCGCGAUCGAAAAUGUUUUAAUCAACACUUCAUCUCCAAGCCUUCAGACAUGGCACAAUGUGCCGGUGCUAACGCAGCGGCGGUCAGUGUCGUUGCAAAUGACUCUAUUGAUGAAGAUACAAUCGUUGAUAACAUGAAGUACACAAUAUGUGGAAUUAUUGCUUCUCCUCACUUCGACCGGAAAGCUAUUCUGCAAAGAUCACUUAAGGUAAAGCUUCCAGAUAGUCCCUCCAAAAAACGAGAAAAAUCUCAGUGAGAAUUGGAGCUGUAAAAAUGGAUGAAUCAUAUCCUAUUCUGAUCCAAUGCCAAAUGCACGUAUUUGAAUUUCCCAAUAGUAAACUAAGGUGACCUUUCAAUCUCUCCUUUUCGUCUGUUAUGUUUAUUAGUCUUUCAGUGUUAAAAAUCAACUUCUGAAUUUGUUGGUAUUUUUAGCCUCAUACGUUCUCUAUACGUUUUGCAUCUUGUUUGAGUUUACCCUGGCCUGGGCCUUCACUCGCGCCUCGAGCAGUCGUCUAGCUAAAACUAUUCUGAGCUCGACCAGUGAGCAAAUCUAUAAAAUAUGACCUUCACUAAGUCGAGGUGGACUUAUCAGAGGAUGAGUCAUAUCCAAUAUCUGAUGGGUCCUCUGGCUGGUCACACAACCUUCUGUUCAAAAAUAUUAUUUCGUCAAAAGAUAUUUCGUACUGUGAUUUUUACUUAAUGAACCCUUUUUCCCAGCUCCCUAAAAUAUUUAUUGUGUCCUCAUUUUCCCCGUGUCUUCUCGCCAUUCUUUUUAUUAGCACAGUUAUUAUGAGUAUGCAGUUCCGUCCUACUGUCAAGUAUCUUUAAUACGUUGUUAUCAUGGUUAAAAUAUAGAUUUAGCCAGGGCUGAAAGCGAAGCUCUCGCUAAUAUUUUUAUAAUUUACUCAAACAAAAUAUAGAAUCGUGUAACGCUAAAAGGCGACGGUAAAGAGAAAGGCAAAAAAAUCAAAAGGUCUAAUUAGCGAAAAACACCAAUUCAGUUUUUUUGUACAUUUCUUCGCCGUUGUUGUUGCAAUGUGGAACUUGCUAGUUACACGUUUUAUGGAGAAAAUGUCGUUGUGCUCACUAAAAAUUUCGUUGCUUGUGUUGCUGUUCUCGUUUAAGCGUAGUUUUCUCUGUCUUUCUCUUCUCUAUGUUCCAAAAUUGGCAGAAUUGUGGACUUGACAAUUAAUCUAGCUUAAUACUUCAGACAACCCACACGGAUUUAGAAACAAUUUCCGCUUUCAAAUUGUCUCUGAUUCAUUAAACGCGGCUGGCCAUACAAUUUUCCCCAAAAGAAUCUCGAGUUGCAUUUGGGUUGCCACACCGUUGAGUGAGUUAUUUUACUUUGAUGGUAUGCCUGUGGUGCGGACGGACGGGCGGGCCGUCGGAAAAACGGUCACGUGAUUACAAGUCACUACCAAUAUUUCUGGAAAUAUUUCUUGGACGCAGAGCACCGCUAUUUUUAUUAGCGUGUGAAAAUCAACCCUGAUAAUUAUGUUUGUACAGGUUACAGUUUUAAUGGCAGUUUACGAGUGUGUUCAAAUUAUUUCUCAUAUUACAUUAUUUCUCAAGUAACACAGAUAUUCUCAUGAUUCUUGAUCAUAAGUUGAGAUCUAGAGGUUUUAUUCUUCGCUGACACAGACUAUUUUCCUUACAGCUAUCAGAGGCGUAUGUCCUCUUGUGGCAGAACAGCUCAACAGGUGAUGUCAAUGGACGCCAGGGAUCAAAGAAUAAAAUAGCGGCGGGUCCGUAUGUGCUGUUCUCCUGGAUUUAAUCGCCAUGGGAAAAAUAAAGAUAGAGUUUGAAGAGAAGAAAUUUCUAUUCGUAAAAUAUACUGACAUCUGGGUUAAGGUUAGCUGGAUAGAGUAUAUACUCUUGUCUUUUUUUUUUGUCUUUCUUUUUCUUGAAAUGCCAUUUCUGUUGCAUUCACUCAGUUUGCCUUUUUGGAUCCCUAAGAUCCGAUUUUAAGAACAAGUUUUAUAAAGAGCAUCAAUCUCGGCUUAUGAAUUCAGUGUAGAAUUUCAUAUGAGGAGCCAAUACAAAAUAAUAGGAAAAACUGUUUGAAUGCAAAGGUCCACGCAAUGCGCAAUGCUUUUUAGUUUACUUCCAUUGAUAAGACUGAGAGAAUAACGUCCAUAGCUUGUGUUGUUCACUUUGGGUACCGUAAAGGUUUCGAUUUACAGAACCACGAUUUUCGAGUUUCGAUUUCCGAUAACCACGGGUUUUGUCCAUCGGUUAGGAGCUACUGUUGUAAGAUAAACUUAAUUUCAGUUUCAUGUUCUAGAUUUUAAAGUUCUCUUGUUCACUUAAGCUUAAAAGAUCUUUAAAAUUGUCAGCGUUAACUGAUCUAAGUGAUGGACAAAACUAUUGUUUAAAAACGUAGGUUAUUGACGCAGCACCUACCGGAACAUUCCUCGACAGAGCACUGUUUGCUAAAAUUGCAGCAAAGCAUAAAGAGGGCUACAAACGAAAGCUGGUGGACUGGAUCCGAGAUUGCAUCACCACUUGGAAUUGUGAGAAUAACGUAGCUUCCGUUUGCCUUGACAGCCUAGUGCAUGAUGGAAUUCUGGGAAAGGAGCGAAAACUGGCCGGAAUGUACACAGAUUUUCCAUUGAAAAAUGCAGGUAACGAAAGGGAACCUGAAUUUUACAUGCCUUGAGAACGCCCUGUGUGAGUUAAUAUUAGGAACAAAAAGAUGUAGUCGUGGCUGAGACACCACUACUUCUCUAUGAAGGGCUGGAGAGAAACCACUGCUAGCGACCGUUUGUUUCUUUGAUCGAGCCGCCCUCCAGCGCCAUGGACGAAUACAGCUAUUUCGAGAAAGGUUUUCGGAAAAAAUGUGCACCCGAAAAUCGAGAAAGGUAAUAUGGGAUAUGAUCAAUACACUGUUCCCGACACUGUAGCUGUCGAACCUACUUUUGCUGUUUCCUUUAGCACUAGCAAACAUACGUCCAUGGCCUCUCGGGCCAUUCUUUCAAAUUUCCUCGAAGAACUUGAGUGAACACAAAACCACCCACCAUACCUUUCGGGAUCGUCGCGUGCACGUUUUGCGACAACCUUUCUCGAAAUAGCUGUAUAUUAAACAAGUCAAGCCUCUCGUGCAUUUGCUUACGCUUAUGACUGUUAACUCAGCGCAAGCCUGCCGUGAAUUUGCGUUAUUUUGCUUGCUUACGUUCUCCAUAAAACGCAAAAUUAUGCAUUUUUACCUCGUAGUCGUGCAAAAACGACAAAGAAAUGUACAAAAAGGGUGAUGCAUGUGGAAAGUUUUUGUUUUGCUUAUUAGAGAAGGACCUUCCUCGCCAAAGAGUAGAAUAACUUCAAGACCGCUCAAGCUAUGACCACCUGACUUAGCGACUAAAAUUUAUUUUGGAACAUUUUAAAGUCGUCGUGGCGUGUACGUCAACAUUGACGUUACCAUGGCAACCGAGUUUUGACAGACAUGUUUUUCAAAAUUUGCAUUUUUUCUAAAAAAUAGGUUUUAUUUCUAUUUUUAAUAAUUGAACUAUUCUAUAACAAUUAAUUUAGCAUUUUUUUAAAAAAUCCAAGUUAUUAUAUUUGUUAACGAAAUCCAGGCUUUUUAUUUAGUGGCUAGUUUGAGAAAAAACAUGAGUUUAAUAUGCCGAGUUUAAUUUUUAGCCGUGUUCAUAUCUCUCGGAAUUUCAUAUUUCAUAUUCCCACGGAUCCUUUUACACUCAGAUCAAGUUUCCCAUUAAGAAUACCUUGAUUUAAUACGGGUUUUAAGUAAAAUGGGAUACAUUCAACUAAUUCAAUAUGGCGGAUUCAAGAUGGCAAAUCUUUCCAGUUCUUUAUUUAGUAAUAAAUGACAUCAUCAUCACAUCCCUGCUAUUGUUAAAGAUUAUCUUUGUGUUAGCAAACUUCUUGAAUUUAUCAAAAACCGUAGGAUUUAAGUAUUUUCGCUUUAUAUCUUGUUUGAGAGAAAUUUGGAUUCUGCCAAUCAAUUCAGCAAUACGAUGUCAUUAUGACGUCAGAUUACGUCAUUAUGUCAAUCAAGUCAUGCCCAGAAGUUGGUAAUGAUGAGAAAAUAAUUCUGUGUGGUUUUGGUGGCCGUAGCGUGAGCGUUUUUGAAGUUAUAGAGGGGGCAUCUCAGAGCUUUCCCUCCGGUCUGUUGUCUUCGCGUAGUUGGAUCUUAAAUUGCCUGAUAUGUUUCCUGCGAAACAAGAGAAGGUGUAGUCAUUUGACGUCUUGAGGAAGGCGUCAAGUGGACGCGCAUGCUCGAUGGAAAAGUAAAGGGUCGCUAACAGCGGCUUCUAGAUCUCCCCUCAUAGCGUAGCGUCCAGCCCUGGAGAAACCACUGCUUGCAGGUUAGGAUAUCGCCUGUGAAACUUGGAAGGGGUAAAAUAAAGAAGGAAUCGAAGAAAUAAGGAAAAUCUAGAUUAUGGUAAUAACAAAAUAUAAUAAGAAGUGGUAUGGACUGACAAGCGUUGGAAAGAGCUAAAAUGAGGGCUGUGCCAAUUGAAAUUAACUGGCUGUUGUUCUUAAGCGUGCUCACGUGAAUCCGAAUGACCAAUGGCGAAGUAGAAUUCAACAAUAAGGUGAAAUUUGAUUGGAAUUCUACAAGUCAUUGGUCGGGAGUGUAGGAGUUACGUGCCCACCCUAUUAGACAUCAUUUCGUUCUACUGUACUACCCACCCAUAAUUCAUGUGACUACUCGCAAAUUUGAAGAUUGAUCUCCCAGGUUCGCGCGCUCGCUGUGUUUAAUUUUGCGGUUUGCCAAUUUUUAUGUAUUCGGGCGAAAAACCAUUUCUUGCGCUUGGUGCAGAUUGGCGUUCUAGAGUCUUGUGCAAAUAAUUAAGAGUCAAAAUACAGGCAAAAGGAUGUUCGAGAAUAAGAUAGUGUUGAAGUAAUUCAGCUGUCAUUAAUCUUACUCGACCUGCUCGUGUCGAUUGCUCUAAUCGAAGUUAUUCUGAUUCUUGCUAAUAAGCGAGAUAAAUGACUUUUGUUGCCAUCACGAGCGAUCUUUGUCAAACAAUAGGAUUUUGACCGUGGAGUUAAUUCUUGCCGUAGUUUUUAUCAGUCAUUUUCAAUGUCGACAUGACACGAGUGCGUGAAAAAAUACUUUUUUUUAAUAACAACUCGUUCGACUGGACAAGUUGUGUCCAUUCGACAGCCGAGACAGAGGUCGGUCGACUGGAGAAAUACAUUUCCCUCAUUACGUUUCCGUAAGUUGCCACACAAGCCUCGGAGACCCAAGAGCGGUCAGGCGGGUCGGGAGAAAUGGCGGGUCUCAGGGCUCCAUUGAUAUCCUUAUCAUCGCCUUGUUAUCACCUUGAACAUAAAUCUCUACCUUCACUGUAACUCCCAGCCGUUCUUUACGCUAUAAAACACUUUUCUUGUAUUUUUUUCAGCACCCAAGAGGGAGUUAUCGCGAGAGAUAAGAAAAAUUGCACUUGAGGGAGCCAAGCCAGAUUCUUACAUGAGAACGCUGCUAACAGUUCUCAGAGUUGUGGAUAAUUAUUAUUCGUUUGAUGAUCCUUUCCUUGAGCGAUACUUCAAGAAGGAAGAAUAUAAAGAGGCUAAAGCUAAGAUUAAACAACUUGUCAUGUAUAAUGCUUAAACAAUAGCAGCUUCUCUUUAAACAGCUCAGUGCAGUUAAUUAUCGCCCCAUGCAUGUAAGGGAAUCCAUCACCCCAUGUAAGGGAAUCCAUCACCCCAUGUAAGGGAAUUCCACGCCGUGGAUAUCCGGAUUCCAGGCACUGUAUUCCAGUCUUUUUUAGUAGAACUUGGAUUCUGGAUUCCAAUCCUUAAUGGGAUUCCGGAUUCCUUGAGCUGUAGUCCAGAUUCCAAAACCCGGAAUUCCGGAUUCCACAAAGGCAAAAUUUACCAGAUUCCGGAUUUCACAAGCAAAAAUUUCCCGGAUUCCGGAGACCGGAUUGCCUUACAUGGGGUGAAAAUUAAAAAUAAAAAAGUCGAUGGUAUUUCUCCGAUCAAAGCUUUUUACCGCUGACAGUGCAAGAGUGACGAAUGCUGAGGGCGGCGAAAUGUGCCAAGAACAAGUAGAUGGGACGAGAAAAUCUCCCCGAAACCAGAU